Messenger RNA from Lactuca saligna, 612 nucleotides. NCBI's taxonomy places the organism in Eukaryota, Viridiplantae, Streptophyta, Magnoliopsida, Asterales, Asteraceae. The record is from the annotation of a GenBank genome assembly.
AUGUUUGGUGGGGAUUCAGCCGUAGGGAAAUCAAAUCUUCUGUCAAGAUUUGCUAAAGAUGAGUUUCAUCUUGAUUCUAAGCCAACAAUCGGGGUUGAAUUUGCUUAUCGGAAUAUUAAGGUUGGAGAUAAGUUGGCCAAAGCACAAAUAUGGGACACUGCUGGGCAAGAAAGAUUCAGGGCAAUAACAAGCUCAUACUAUCGUGGAGCAUUAGGUGCUAUGCUGGUCUAUGACAUUACACGAAGGGGAACUUUCAAGAACUUGAAGAAAUGGUUACAUGAGCUUAGAGAAUAUGGAAAUCGUGAUAUGGUUAUUGUUCUUAUUGGAAAUAAAUCCGAUUUGGUUGACUCAAGAGAAGUUGAAGCUGAAGAAGGUCAAAGUCUUGCCCAGCUAGAGGAUUUAUGUUUUCUUGAAACAUCUGCAAAAGAGAAUUUGAAUGUAGAAGAUGCAUUUCUCCAAAUGAUCACAAAAAUCUUCGAAAUUGCAAGUCAAAAAAGCCUUGAAGCCAAGGAAAAUGACGCAUCGAAGAAAGUUGUUGAUGCUAGAAAAGAAAUAAUCUAUGUUGUUGAUGAAGUGACUGCCACUAAACAAACAAGUUGUUGUACAAGUUAG